Penicillium waksmanii is the source of this 1731-nucleotide messenger RNA. RefSeq names its product MFS transporter. The transcript has 4 exons. Gene Ontology annotation, molecular function: transmembrane transporter activity. NCBI's taxonomy places the organism in Eukaryota, Fungi, Ascomycota, Eurotiomycetes, Eurotiales, Aspergillaceae. The coding region runs from base 1 to 1731 and encodes 576 amino acids. The record is from RefSeq and is a predicted model, not a curated record. Gene Ontology annotation, biological process: transmembrane transport.
AUGUUUCAACGGCCAGCUUGUCUACAGGGCCGGCGACAACGCCAUGGAUCCAGUGAAGAUUGGUCCAAAUUUCCCAUUCAACAAUUAUUCGUCUUAGCACUGGUCCGAAUUUGUGAACCCAUUGCUUUCAUGUCCAUUUUCCCAUAUGUGUAUCACAUGGUGGAAUCAUUCCAUGUGACGGACAACGACCAGAAGAUUGCACUCUACGCCGGAAUGAUCACCUCUUCUUUCACCUUCGCCGAAUUCUCCGCUGGCAUGUUCUGGGGCCGGAUGAGCGACCGCAUCGGCCGGAAGCCUGUGCUCAUCAUGGGGUUGGUGGGAACGGCCAUCAGCAUGGGGGGUCUGCUGAACGGCAAUAUUGGUGUACUUCAGACAACUGUGGCGGAGAUCGUCACGGUCAAGGAGCAUCAGCCUCGAGCCUAUUCUAUCAUGCCCUUUGUCUGGUGUAUCGGUUCGAUCGUUGGGCCGGCUAUGGGCGGUGCCCUGGCCCAACCUUGCGAGAACUAUCCGUGGCUCUUUGCGCGAGAGACCUUCUUUGACCGAUUUCCAUUCCUGCUGCCCAAUCUGGUUUGCAUUAUCGUCCUGAUCUGCGGCAUCGUUGUCGGUACCCUGUUUCUGGAAGAGACCCACCCGGAGAAGAAGCACCGUCGUGACCCUGGCGUGGAGUUAGGCCACUGGCUCGUCAACCAAUGCUGGGGCUCGCGCGUGCAACUCCCCGAGGAUUCCGACGUGGUCGAAGAGACCAAGUACUUCGUCUACGGGGAUAUGCCACCCGAGUACGAGAGUGCCGAAUCAUCGCCUUGCCUGCGCCCUGUGAAGGACGCCUCAACAACCUCCGAGUGUGACCUCGAGGGUCAGAAAUCCGCCGCUCCCAAGGCGUUCACCCGACAAGUCAUCAUCACCAUCGCUGCUUACGGCAUUCUGGCAUACCACAGCGUCUCCUUCGAUCAGCUGAUGCCAGUCUUCCUGAGCACACCCAAAUCCGACGACCGCGUUGUUUUGCCCUUUGAGUUCACUGGUGGUCUCGGGCUUCCCACGAAGACCAUUGGUCUGAUGUUAGCCGUGCAGGGUGUCUACUCCAUGAUUGCCCAACUAUGGCUGUUUCCAUUCGUUGUCAAGCACUUUGGCACUGUGCGCACGUUCCGUUUCGUGCUGCUUGUCUGGCCGCCGCUCUAUUUGGCCGUACCCUAUCUUAUUCUCCUGCCGGCUAAAUUGCAGAUGCCAGCCGUCUACGUCGCCCUGAUCAGCAAGAUCACCUUCCAUGUCAUCGCCUUCCCCGCCAUCAACAUCAUCCUUGCUAAUGCCGCCCCCACGUCGAAGGUCCUGGGAUCUAUCAAUGGUGCUGCUGCUUCCACUGCUAGUCUCAGUCGUGCCUUUGGUCCGACAAUAACCGGUCUUCUGCACUCCAAGGGGCUUGAGAGCGGGCACUCCGUGCUGGCAUGGUGGGCCUGCGGUCUCGUCUGCUUGAUUGGUGCCUUCCAGAGCUUUUGGAUGGAGGAGUCCUCAGAGCCUGAGCGGUUCAAGGACCAGCCUGAAGUGAGUGAGGCGCAGAUGAAGCGAGAAGCUCUCUCGGAGCCUUUCACCCCGCGCACUUCUAUCUCCACGAUCUCGGAAGAGGAGCAGCGACUGCUUUCUCUACGUUCCAGCAUUGACCACGACUACGACGUUUCAAAUCUGAAUUUGACCAUGCCUACUUCCGAUGAGGAUAUGACGUCAGUUCCUCGCACUUAA